This is a messenger RNA of Schistocerca gregaria, 1923 nucleotides long. RefSeq names its product zinc finger MYM-type protein 3-like. The record is from RefSeq and is a predicted model, not a curated record. Gene Ontology annotation, molecular function: zinc ion binding. NCBI's taxonomy places the organism in Eukaryota, Metazoa, Arthropoda, Insecta, Orthoptera, Acrididae.
AUGAAAGAAAACAAAGUGAAACUGCCACUGCGGACUCCAAGAACUCCAAGAACUAAAAAAAGAAAGAGGAGGAGAACUAUAUCAAGUAGCUCUAGUGGAGUUCAGACAGGAAGUGAAUCCGAUAGAACCAUCUUUAAUGAUGACAACAAGACUGUCACACAUGAUAAGUUGCAGAUCUCACAAAAUAAUGAGAAUUGUUCCAAACAAGAACCAGAACGAAAGAAAUUGAAAACUGUUGAAGAAGACAGUAAAGAUGUUGAAGAUAGUGAUGUAAAUCGUGCCAGUUCUCCUUCAGACCCUAUAGCGAAACAUGGGACAGAUAGCAUAUGUAAUGUAAAAGAAUUUAAAGACAUUUCAUCAGUUGAUAUUACAUCUAGUCAAGAUGAUUCCUCAGAUUACCCAGUUGCUCCAACUGAAGAUCCACUUACUCUGGAUAUCCCAUCUAAUACUCAUGUUGCAGAUACAAGGUUCGCCAAUGUGCCUGUGAGACAGCUACAGAAAAAUAACAGAGCAAGAAAAUCAUAUACUGGGAAGGACAUCAAACAGUCUGAGCAGAAAUCUGGGCAGAAAUCUACACAGCCCCAGAGACAGGCUGCCAGGAAAGCUGAAACUCAGAUUAAGGUUUUAGCUGAGCAAGAUUCAAUCUUCACAGAAGAGUUAGAGCAACAAGUUUCUGAAGAGGCUACUCAGAUAUGUUACCAGUGUUGUAGAAUACGUGUAUGUAAUCAUCAGGUUACGGUCAAUCGAGUUGUGAAAAAAAUUUGUUCAGAGGAAUGUGUUAAAGUUUUUCAAGCAAAAGGAGAUAAAAUAAAUAAAGAAAUAACCCCAGAAAUUGCCAAUCGCCACAGAAAAUGCCGGCAAUGUCAGAUUGCUGCUACGGGUAGUGAGAACAACUUGGCAUGGGAAACGAUGGAUUUCUGUCAAGAAGAGUGCCUAGCAAAAUUUCAGAAAGACCUUGGUGGAUUCUGUUGUUUUUGCAAGAGUUCUGUGUCUGGUGGUAGCCUGGGAAAGUACUGUGUGCGCUUCGGAUUUGACAUCAGGCAAUUCUGUGGCAGUACAUGUCUUGAAGAAUUCAAGAAAGGACUUAAAGUUUGUUGUUAUUGUCAGAAGGAUAUAUCAGGUGGAUCUGAAGGUUUCUUGGCUCCUGUUGGUGACCGAGGUCAAUUUAAGGAAUUUUGCAGCCAGAAAUGUAUGGAAAAAUAUGAUUACAUGAGUGGUAAUAAAAAACCUCCACCAGUAAUUCAUCAGUGUACGGUCUGUAAUAAUGAGAAGCUGGUGACUAUCGAAGUGAUGUUGAAUGGUGUCUAUAACCAAUUGUGCAGUGAACCAUGUUUUGCUGCUUUUAAAUUUGUUAACAGAAUUAUUGCAGAUCAGUGUAAUGUAUGUAGGAAAUAUUUUGACCUGUCAAAUGCACAUAAUUACGUUGCGUAUUAUGAUGAAGUACCUCGCAGGUUCUGUUGCAGAACCUGUAUGAAUGUGUUCAUACUGGCAAAUCGCAGAAUUGUUCCGUGUAACUGGUGCAAGGUGAAGAAGUACAAUUUUGACAUGAUUAAGCGUGUAACAGCUAGGGGUGUCCACCUACUGAUGUGUUCACUUAAUUGUCUGGCAUUGUACCAGUACUCAGUCAGUGCCACACCUACAAAGCGGAUGUUGUGUGACAUGUGUUCAGUGUUCACGCGAAUGCAGUAUCACUUGGCCAUGUCAGAUUCAUCUAUUCGUAAUUUCUGCAGCUGUGCUUGUGUCAUGAAGUUUCAAGAGCAGUACAAAAAUUCCACUGGAGAGACAUUGACAGCUAGUACUCCUAUCCCAACAGGUGGUCCAACGAAAGCAGGUAGCCAUAAAAAUUCUACUUCAGCUCCUGCAAAUGAUCUUGCACAAAAUAAGGGUGCAGCGCCAGUAAUUUCAGCAGUAACAUCAUUAUAA